Capsella rubella is the source of this 1018-nucleotide messenger RNA. Its product is annotated as ycf49-like protein. The transcript is spliced from 5 exons. Bases 86 to 658 code for a protein of 190 amino acids. The record is from RefSeq and is a predicted model, not a curated record. NCBI's taxonomy places the organism in Eukaryota, Viridiplantae, Streptophyta, Magnoliopsida, Brassicales, Brassicaceae.
AAUAAAAGACGGUUCGGAGGCAAACCCGGUUUAAAUUAAACCAGAACUUGGAAAAUUGAAAUUUGGGAAAGAAAAAAGCUCAGCCAUGGCGAUAGCUUCAACAGCCACGGUUCUCUUCUGCUGCGCGAAACCCAGUUUCCGGCGAAUUCCGAUCAAGACCCGUUCAUCACCUCCUCUCACUACCUUAAACGAAAGUCGGAUUCGGAGCCGAACCUUAGUCCAUGACUCGAUUGCGUUGUCGGGUCUUAUCGGAAGUGGUUUGGCAGCGGCUGCGUUCGUCGCGGCGGGACCAGAUUCUAGUGCUAUGGCGGCGGUGGAUUCACUUCAGCUGAGUGAACCGGAAAAUGCGUUGUCCUUACCCACUUGGGCUGUUCAUGUUUCCAGCGUUGUCGAAUGGAUUACAGCGAUGGCGUUGGUUUGGAAAUAUGGAGAAAGAAAGGGUUAUGAGUCUUGGAAAGGUCUCUCAUGGGGAAUGGUACCUUUGCUUGGUGGAGCUCUCUGCGCAUGCACAUGGCAUUUCUUUUACAAUGAUGAGUCUCUUGAGGUGUUGGUUGCGCUUCAAGGAGCACUAACUGUGAUCGGUAAUAUUACGUUAUGCAUCGCUGCCUUUCGAAUCAACAAGUUGUCAUCCAAAAUCGAAGUCUCUGAAAAACCCUGAGGGAUAAACGCAUCUUUGUGUUAGAAGAAACGUUGAAGGAAUACCUAUUGUCCCAUCGGGAAUCUGAGUGUAGCCUUCUUGGUGGGUAAGAGAAGCAACUGGAUCUUCGAGAAUUGCCAAUUAGUAGAAUGAUCUUUGCUUUAUUGAGCGUGUAUAUAUAUAAAUAUUGUAUCUUCAUGAUUAUUAUACUCCUAAUGAGCUAGUCCAACGCAUAAUCUGUUAUUGUGAGCAUAUUUCUUCUGCGAUCUUUGUAGUACUUAUGUCAUUUUGGGUCAUAGACUUGGUCACUUGGGUGAUCACAAAGUUCCAUGAGGACCAUGACUACAUUCAUUUAUCAAAGAAAGAAAUGUGUUUUGCUCA